Messenger RNA from Pungitius pungitius (ninespine stickleback), 7790 nucleotides. It is a transcript of the gene kmt5c, whose product is annotated as lysine methyltransferase 5C. NCBI's taxonomy places the organism in Eukaryota, Metazoa, Chordata, Actinopteri, Perciformes, Gasterosteidae. Bases 153 to 6254 code for a protein of 2033 amino acids. The record is from RefSeq and is a predicted model, not a curated record. The transcript is spliced from 9 exons. Gene Ontology annotation, cellular component: nucleus. Gene Ontology annotation, molecular function: protein binding; histone H4K20 methyltransferase activity.
GGGGACUCCAUUUUUCUACGCGGCAGCCUGCAAGACGGCGGAAAGCUAGGCGCUUGUGUUGCUAGGCUAACUUCCCCUGCCAGAUAAAUUGUCUUCCUGGCGACCCUUUCGUAGAAUACAAAAGACUCCCAGCAUGCUGAUGGUGGGAGGCAAUGGACGGAUGCACUAGAAUGAGUGUGAAGGAGCUGUGUGAGACCGAUGACCUGGCCACCGGCUUGGUGCUGGACCCUCUGCUGGGCUUCAGCACCCACAAGAUGAACAUCAGUCCCCCACCAGAGAUCCGGCGUUGGGGUAACCUGAAAGAGACCCUGUUGCGCUUCCAGCGUACGCAUGACUUCAAUGCUACGUUUGAGGCACUGACCGUGGGUGAACCGGCUGGGGACUACUUUAUUGCUUUGGGAAGCCAUCGACAGGAGCUGCUGAGACAACACGUGUACCGUUACCUCAGUGCCUUCCUGUUGGAUAACGGUGUCAAGAUAGAGUCCUGCGACAGAUACUCCUCGGAGACCAACGGAGCAAAGAUAACCUCCACAAGGCAAUGGUUCGCGGGAGAGCGGGUGGAGGUCCUGCUCGGCUGCAUAGCGGAGCUGAGCCCCGCUGACGGCACAGUGUUAAGGGCGGGAGUCAAUGACUUCAGCGUGAUGUAUUCUACGCGCAAACGCUGCACUCAGCUUUGGCUUGGGCCGGCAGCUUUCAUUAACCAUGACUGCAAACCAAACUGCAAGUUCGUCCCCGGGGAGAAGAAUAUCGCGUGUGUCGAAGCCAUUCGACCAAUCUCACCUGGGGAGGAGAUCACGUGUUACUAUGGUGCCAGCUUUUUUGGGGAAGGCAAUGAAAUGUGUGAAUGCUGCACCUGUGAGAGGAAUGGAGAGGGUCACUUCAAACACAGGGGGAAGCAGCCCGAAUGUGAAGAAACAAAGGAUCCUGUGGAGCAAAAGUACCGCCUGAGAGAGAGAUAUCUUCGUCAUCACAAAGAGAAGAGGCCGAUAAUACAAGGAAUCCACUCAGGUAUUUUUAAAGCCAUCCCCUCAAGGAAUUCCUUCACCCAGCAGAUGAGGAGAAACGCCUUAAAGAACAGAAAAUUUAGUCAAACGAAGAAGUGGAGACGAGAGAAGCACAGGCGAUCGGGAAAGAACCCAUUGAAAUCCUUCACAGUCCAACAGUAUCAGACACUUCUGUCCCAAUUCACCCUGAGGGACCUCAGAAUCAAAGUACGCCGCCACUCGGUGGACUUCUUGCUCAAGUGUAAGGAUCCAAAAAGCAAAGAAAGAGCUUACCUUCGACGCUUGGAAGAAGGGAAUCCAAAAGACAACAUUCUUAAUUCGAAUGGUGACGCGAACAACAAGGUCAACGUGAAGCCUUUCUCCCCAAAAUCCUCCAUGUCGGUCCAGCAGAGGAGUGGACCUGCAGCCAGCAGCUCAGGCCCCGAUGAGACGUCUGUCCGGGUGGCGGCGAGACGGGCAGUUCCCCAGAGGUGCUCUUCGAGAACCAGAAGCAUGGUUCAAACCUCGCUCGCACGCCCAGCGGGGUCCAGGGACGCGGCCGGCGCCACGGCUGAAAUCGACAAAACCUGCGGCGCGACAGGACACGACGGCAGCGUCGAACCCCGCGUCGCCGACGGGGCUCAAGACCCAGCAGCCGCGCCCCCGGGGCCCAGGGUCACCAGAGCGUCGUCCACGGCGGAACCCGCCCGCGGAGCAAAGCGGGCCGGGGACGGCCCGCCGGUCUCGCUGAAGCAAUACCUCACCGUCCGCCUAACCAGGCUGUCAAGUGUGCCAAGUGUGAAAAAAGAGGAGAUCCCCGAAGGCCGGGCCGGCAGAGCGGAGUUAAGCGGGAGGGCCAGGCAGAGCCGGUGUACCGCGCCGACGGUAGAGUCAGGGAACAAAAGGGUGUCCAGAUCUCGGCGGCGGCGGCGGCGGGGAGGAGGAAGUAGUUCAGACGCCGGCACAGCGGAAGGUAACGGAGGGGUGAGGGAAAUGUUUUUCAAGGCCGUCGAUGCGGCGAAUUUAGAGGCGGUGCGAGCCAGCGGGUCGCCGGGCGGUUCAUCCCACGGAGAGACUGGGGGGAACGGCGAGGUUAUCGGAGUGCAGACGAAGGAGGAAACCGAUGACACGCCGAGGGGGCAGCCGCACAUCGAGCAGAAAGAGGAGAAAGACGCUGAAGUUGCAAUUGUGGAAUGUAAAAGUAAGAUGGUGAUGGAGGAGGUGAAAGAGUCGGCGUGUAAAAUAGUCCCCAGUGAAAAAACAAGAGCAGAAAAUUACCAACAACGUGUUAAAGAUCUAGUCGAGGACGGAGUUGUGGAAUUAUCAGAACAAAUUGCGAGGAGUGUAAGUAAAGAGCCGGCAAGUAGGCAGGAAGAGGAUGUUGUCAUAAAGCAGGCGAAGGUUUUGCUAUCUGAUAUUUUAAGAAAAGAUAAAUCCUUCAUAGAUAAAACAUUACAGGGAGACCUCGUAGGAAGAUUGUUUUCUCCUCCUGCUUCCAAGAAGACGCAAAGUGCCGAGGACGAAGACAAACGGACUGAACUCAACGGAGGCUCAACGCAGAGGAGGAUCACGCGUCGGCGAAAGGUGAGGCCGAGGGCGGCGAAAACGAAAGGCAAGCAAAGCACCGGCGGACGCUUCAGCAAAGAGGCCGCAGCCGCAGGGAAGACGGAGUCGAGCGAGGGCCGUCUGCAGCUGGAGGCCCCGCGGCGGGACGGUGACCCGCCGGCCAGCCGCCUUACCCAACUACCUCACGGGUCGCCCGUCUCUACGAAAGCUGUGACGAAACCGCUGUCGGACGCCAGCCCACAGCCGCACACCCAGUCCAACAUACCUCUGAAGAAACGCACGUUUCGAAGCUCUGUGGAAAUAGACUCUGAACAAGGUUUGACUUCUGAUUUGGCGUCAGAUCAAGCUUCCAAAGGAGCCGCGGCGCUGAAGCCGGCGCCAUCGGCGGCGGCGGAGCAGAAGCAGCAGCAGCAGCAGCAGAAGCAGGUCACGUGUUCGGGGGAGAGGCCCAACGGGAAAAGACACGUCAAACGCAGGAGAAGGACUACCGAAAUCCAGAGGCUAAACCCCCAGAAGAUCAGCAAGCAGAACUGCUUCAGGCGAGUGCUGCGGUCCCGAGCGGCUGAAGCUCAGCGAGGCCACCUGUUGAAGAAAGUUAAAAAGUGUAAAACGGAGAGGCCGGAAGAGGACGACCCCCGUCGGGAUGGAGCGCCACGGUGUGACCCGCUCGCAGGGGAGAAAAAAGCCGCCGGCCCGGGGCCCCGGGAGGAAGCUGAGGGGGCCACGUUAAUCCAGCAGAGUGGUUUGGGGGAGACGAAGCCAGGCAUCGAUUUAAAGAUCCGGUUCAAGAGGAGGAGAGGCAGAGUGUGGGAGAUGCAACGGGCAGGAUUGGAAAACAUGGCGUUAAAAACGGAAAGGGGAGACGAGUUGCUGACCUGCGACCCGUUCAAAGCUAUUAUGGAUUCUGUAUCAAUCUUAAACCUGGAGAUGGAGGCGGCCCAGGCGCACGUGCACGCUAGUAAGAAGUCAAAGAGCCGGUUGCACCAUUUGAAAAGAAGGGGCCAGAGGCUGUCCGAAAGGAAGGCAACUAUCGCAGCGUCGAGCGUCAAAUCCGACAAAGACCUGAGAAGCGCGCGCCCGGCCGGCGACACGCCCGGCCACAGAGUAGAGGCUAAAGAGAAGCUCGACAAGGAACUUCUUCCAGGUGGAGCCAAGCUGCUGGCAGAAAAACCCGAGAGCUGUAAAACGGACGUCGACGCGUCCGUCGUAGGGAGAGAAACCAAAACGGAGGAUUGCUUCACGAGGAGUUGCUGCUUGUUUGGAUCCGAGUCGCUGCACAAACUGGAGCCUGAACUGGAUCCAGAUGGUCUUUUGUUACCAGUGAUGAAACUGCGCAGAAAGACCGAGGACAUUUGGGAGGUGGACAGCAAAGGGGGGCUUUUACAAACCGAACUUAAAGUGAAAAAAGAGCCAAAAGGUCCACAUUUAGGGAAACAAAACAAAGGAGGCCUCGACAUCAGCAAGCUCAAAGAAGAGUUCCCGUCGCAGAGGGCGAACGGCAGCGCGUCCCCCCUGAAAGCCGAGCCGCCGCCCUUCUGCCUGUCCCUGUCCCCGCUGUCCCUGUCCUCCCCCAUCAACAACGACAAACCCGACGCGACGUCCUCGGCGCCGGACGCGAUCCCCCCCGAGCGGCCGGAGGCCAACUGCGGCGGGAGGAAACCUCGGCACAAACCGGAGAGGCCGCGGAACCGCGGCGCCGCCGAGGCGCCCGCCGGCAGCCUCGGCCACACCCUCCAGCAGAUCGACAACAGCCUCUUCAGGCUCUGCGAGGGCCUCUGCUCGUCCCAGACCCUGGAGAAGCCGGCGGCGUGUCCCGGCGCUCCGAGUUGCGUCGUCCAGCCCCCGUCCCACUCCACCCCCCCUCCCUUUGCGGCGGCGGACAACAUGCUCUCCGGGGAGCCCAGCUUCACCAACUGCUGCGACGACCUCCUGGACUUCCAGUGCCUCAACUUCGAGGGCUACUACCAACCGCAGAACAUCCUCCCCUCGUCCCCGUCGGACCUGUGCUCGCUCGACCCGCCCACGGACCCCUUCAGCAGCCCCCUCUCGCACAGCCCGUCCGACACGUGGGCGACCGAGACGCCGUACCUCGGCCCCCCCAGCCCGGGGAACAACUUCACCAGCGAAGACCUGCAGUUCUUCCCGGGUCUGAUUUCUUCCAAAAGCGAGUCGGCCCCGGCGGAAUGCGAAGCGAAGGACGGCGCCGCCGCCGCGCCCCCCAAAGACAGGAUCCAAGUCAACCCCGCUUUCGCGUUUUCGGCACCGGGCGUCUCGGACUUCACCGCCAAGGAUCGACUGCUGAGCAAGAAUCCGGGAAUGAGGCUGCCCCGGGACGACCUCAGGAGCCAGUCCUACGCCGUGGUCGGCAAGCCUCGGGCGUUCGGCGCCCCGCCCUCCUCCUCCUCGGCCGCGCCGUCGCACCAGCAGCAGCAGCAUCAGCAGCCGCCGGGCGGCGCCAGGGCGGGCGCCGGUCAACCCAAGUCCCAGCCGAGCUUCAAAACCCAGGGCCCCUUCCACCGCACCAUUCCCAGUAAGCCGCAGUCGUUUUCCAGCGUGCAGCCGGGCGCGCCCCGAGGGAUGGCGCCGAGCUGCUUGGGUAAACCCGCCCCGCCGUCCCAGGUGUCCAACCGGUUCCUCGCCCCGCAACUCUUCACUGUGAAAACCCCCCCCGACAACCCCUUCAAGUUCCACGAGAAAGCCUCGACGGUGAUCCACAGGGUGCUCAAGUAUCAGGGCGGGAACCCGACUCCCAACUUGUACAGCGCGCCGUGCAAAGACGCCACGGCCGACUCGUCCAGAACGCUCGGCGCCAAGCCGGGCGGCGGCGCCGCCGAGAGGACGCCGCAGAGUCAAAAAGUAGACGGCCGUCACAAAGACCACGUCCCCGUACCGGGGUUUGGAAAAGACGUCGGCCACCUUGGUUCCUUCGGCAGGUCCAGUUCUCAUUUCAACAGUUCCUCUUUCCCCCAGUCGUUCCUCAGGAGUAAGGCGUCCUCCGACCGGCUCGACGGCGCCGAAGCCAACGCGGCGUACAAAAACCUCCCGCCGCUGCCGAGACCGUUCUUCUUCCCCAGCAAGCUGUCCGACGGCUACCCGCCACCCCAAGACAAAAAGUCCAACCCGUCGACCUCCGACAAACACCAGCCAUGUUACACCCAGCACGACCCGUUUGACUUCAGCUUCGGCCCGUCUCCUUCGCCGGCGCCGCAGCACAACAACCCGCAGGUGGGCCACGGCGCACCUUCCGCCACGCCAGCACCAGCAAACAAGCCUCAGCCCUCGGCCGCCUCCUUCCCUUACGGCUGUCAAGGUCCUCCUUACGUGCUGAACUUCAGUGGCGACCAUUCCCUGACCCUGGGCUUGAGGGACGGGGUCGAGGGCUACCCGGGACUGGGCUCCGCCAACUACACCUACCACUGUCUGAUGGAGCCGUCGGGCACCCAGGGGAGGCUGGUCCUCGAGCCCUGCGGGCCCCAGGUGUCCAACCCGGGCUCCUUUGCCAUGGGCGGAUUUUCGGGGCUCAGGGGUCAAGACGAGCAGUGCAGGAAGGACCCGCAGCCGCCGUGCCACCCCGGGGAGCACCAGGGCGCGUCCCACUACGGCCCGGCGCCGUCCUCCCACUCCAUGGGUGCCUCCAAACCCAAGAGGGUGAGGUUAGUGGUGACGGACGGCACUGUAGACUUGGACCUUCAGUACUCGGAUUGAGUACCUGUUCUCACUGGAUCCCGGGUUUCAAUAUGUUUUUUUUUUUUUUUUUGUUAACACUGUACUUCAUGGUCCAGGUCAUUGUUUUUGAUGGACUGUUAGUGUAUGAAUGGAUUGUACAGAGUUUUGUGUAAAACAAGCCUAUUAGUGUGUUUUAGCUACUGUAUCGUUUUUUUUUUAAAGAAAUUAAAUAUCCACUACGAUUUGCUGAGCAUACCAAAUUCAUGCAUUAAAGAUGCAUAAAGGAAAAAAAAAAUCUAUUUGUGACUAGGAGUUUGAAGUGGCCCUGUAAGCCCUCUUACUGUACUGUAACAUAGCUGUAUUACCUUCCUACUCCACGUGUGGCAGUAGAGAGGAGAGCCAGCUUCGCCCCUUGGUACUUGAAAUCGGUGGGAUUUAAAAAGGCAGCUUUGUGCCUCGUUCUUUAACAUGUUCUUGUGACUUUUUGAAGCACCCGUUUAAAGUGUCCACCCCACGAUUUUGUACUCCGUAGGAUCUUUUCUCAUUUUGUGUGUAACUCAAGUGUGUGUGUGUGUGCGUGCGUGCAUGCGUGUCUCGAGGGAUCAAAGCUAAGUGUGUUGUAGUGCUGUGACAGAUUUUUAGUAAGAUCAUUAGUCAUUAGUGCAUUAAUGAAAUGGGUCGUGCAUGAACAGUAAAGUGUCACCCUGACUGAAGUGAUAUAUUUAUACUCAAGGAAAGCUCUACUGGGUGAAGACAUGAAUGGCAGCUUUCAACAGCUGCUCCUUGAGGACUUUUGUGGAUGAGUGAGUGUGAGAAACUACAGCAUGUGUUGUUGUUUUUUUUCUUGUUUUGUUUUAAGCCAGUUGUGCUUAAAUAAUUGAGGUAUAGUACAAUGUAUUUGUAAUGGGAUUUCUCCCAGUUGGAAAUAUUUCAAUUUCACUCAAGAAAUCUGACAAUCUUCUCACAGAGUAACUCGACGUUUGUCCGUUUCUAUUUGGUCUUUUUCCAAAGGAAUUUAUCAUUAUUGUUAUUAUUAUUGUUAUUACACAUAAAGAACAGACGUAUAAGUUACGCAUCACCUGCAAUAGUUCCUGCUACGUUGUCGGCGAUGGACAUACGAACUCUAGAGUACAGAGGUCUCUGCUGUAGGUUGUCCCCGCAGCAGAGACGUUGUCCCGACGUCUGUCCACCCCGUUUGACGUCGGUCGGGAGGAGAGCGACUGCACAGCCUUUCAUUACCACCCUGUCCUGUCUUGAUAAGGAAAGGCCAAUUAUUUAUUUUAAUAUCCUCGUCCUUGAAAUGGUGCUUUAAUGUAAUUUAUAUUUCACAUUGAUUGUUCCAACUAUUAAAUGUUUUUUAUUCUUAUUUAAUGGGAAUAGUACUGAACAGAAUAUUUACAUUGAGUAUUUAAUUUCACAGCCAUUGACAUUUUAUCCAAUGUUUCAAUUGUUACAGGUAUAAACUAUCUCGGUUUUGUUUUUUUUCUAAUUGGCAAUUGGUCUUGCUGAAAAUAUGCUGUACAAAUGUACAAAUGUAGCCUAUAUCAUUAAAGACAAUUAAUUCUUUUUUUUGUA